This is a messenger RNA of Rana temporaria (common frog), 7403 nucleotides long. RefSeq names its product minichromosome maintenance complex component 3 associated protein (gene MCM3AP). The coding region runs from base 131 to 7186 and encodes 2351 amino acids. Gene Ontology annotation, cellular component: nucleus; cytoplasm; transcription export complex 2. Lineage: Eukaryota; Metazoa; Chordata; Amphibia; Anura; Ranidae. The record is from RefSeq and is a predicted model, not a curated record. Gene Ontology annotation, biological process: mRNA export from nucleus. Gene Ontology annotation, molecular function: nucleic acid binding. The transcript has 30 exons.
CCGGGGGAGCAACUUAUCCGGAUGGACAGGAAGUGUUUUUCACGAAAGAGGAAGCAGAGCUGAGCUUGUUUAGAGGAAUGGAGGUUUUUAACAUCUGUGCAUAGACCUGCAAUACUCCUCUGCUUCAGACAUGAAUUCUAAUAAUCCAUUUGGAGGACCUCAAAACACUGGUAAUGCCAGUCAGAGUGCUGCAUUGUUUGGACAGACAUCUGUAUUUGGCCAGAGUGCUGGUGGACUUUCUGGCCCUUCAUUUGGACAGUCUUCAUCCAUGUUUGGUCAACUCGGUACUACAAGUCAGGCUGCUCCUGUGUUUGGUCAAAGUACUCCUAGCCAGAACCCUGCGUUUGGACAGACUACUGUGGCACAGCCUAUUCCAUCAUUUGGCCAGACAAACAGUGGUUUUUCUUCGCCUAUGUUUGGUCAGGCAUCCACAGGACAAUCAGCCCCUGCAUUUGGACAGUCUGGUCCUGUAUUUGGACAGACCACAUCUGAGCAGCCUGGUCCCAUAUUUGGGCAGGCCAACUCUGGACAGUCAGGAUCUAUGUUUGCACAAGACAGCUCUGGACAGUCUGGAUCUGCAUUUUCCCAGGCUACUUCUGGACAAUCUGGAUCUCUAUUUGGGCAGGCCACCUCCGGGCAGCCUGUGUCUGCAUUUGGUCAGGUCACUUCGGGACAGUCUGGAUCUGUAUUUGGGCAGGUUGCUUCUGGACAGUCCACAGCUAUAUUUGGGCAGGACAAUUCGGGACAUGCGGCACCUACAUUUGGACAGACAGCCCCAGCAUUUGGACAAGGAAAUACUGGACCAUCUGCUUCCCCUUUUGGACAGACAUCCACUACCCAACCUUCUUCUGCAUUUGUGCAGCCAGGUCCUACAUUUGGGCAUUCAAAUUCUAACCAAACACCUCUGUUUGGACAGGGUGCUAGUAGCCAGUCAGCAUCCCCCUUUGCACAAGUAACAACUAGUCAGUCUAAUCCACUUUUUGCUCAGCAAGGUAACAACCAGUCCACUUUGUUUUCUCAGUCCAAUAUUAACCAGGCAGCUUCCCCAUUUGCACAGACCGUUUCUAGCCAGUCGUCUACACCCUUUGGAAGUAGUGGCCCAGUAUUUGGACAGGCAGCUUCGGGAUCUUCUGUGUAUGAACAGUUGAGUAAACAGUCUCAAGGGGAAUCAAGUCAAGGUUCAGUUUUUGGACAGUCAGUGUCUGGCACGACCUUUGCUUUUAGCCAGCCAGCUUCUGCACAGAAUCCUUUGUUUGGGCAGAACACAUCUGGGCAAAGUUUGGGCCAGUCAUCAUCCACCCAAUUAAGACCAGAUGGAUCAAAUCAAAAUGUUGCUUUUGGACAGACAACUACUGAUCAGAAUAACUUGUUCAACCAAACACCUAAAUUUGGACAGCCUCCCUCCGCUCAGUCUUCUAAAUUUGGGACUGUAUCCACUACACAAACUGGUAGAAAUAAUACAUUUGGAGAAACAGGUGAAAAAAUUUCAAUCUUUGGUCCACCGCCAAGUACUGCCACCUCUGAACAGACUAAAAGUAUUGGUCUAGCCUUUGGUGGAGCUACUCAAAUGACUACCAAUUCUAAUGUUCCAGAAUCCAAAGUGUCAACUAGCAUGGCUUCCUCCCCCUUUGCACAAAUGUCUAGUAUAGCCUCAUCCAAUACAGCUUUCAAACCAAUCUUUGCAGGUGCUGGUCAAACUCAGGAAGCAUCGGAAAAGCCUUUAUUUGGGAAACUUUCUGCAGCAGCUUCAUCAGGGGAAAGGCAGAAGAGCAGCUUAUUCUCUUUCUCUACAGAAAAUAAACUCAAAGAUGAAUCUGGGCCUUUUAGGCCUCCAUUUGCAAGCGCUGAUAGUAGUUUCACCAGUUUUAAUGAGGAGGUUGAAAGACAGGAGACACAUAAGGCAUUGAAGCAAAAGGAAGACCCAGGCCACUCUACUGGCAAACACGAGUAUGCCCCCUCAGACAAUACUCCUCCCGAUCUGCAUCGUGAAGACCCUUCAGGAAGGAGGUCUACCCGAAUGAAUAGAGAGAUAAAAGCAAGUGCUAAUAUUUUGUAUAAAAGCUUGUUUGAUGCUUUAAAAAGUCAAAUGAAAUCCCAACAAAAGGAGUCCAAAAAAAAAGAUACAGAUUCUAAGUUGCCAGAUCCGGACACAGCAUCAAGUCAGACAGCUGCAAGAAAUCAUCCAACAUCUGAAUCUAGGCAGCAUGGAUUGGCUAAACCCCAAGUACAAGCUGUACCCAUUCAGCCCCCACCGUACAAGCCUCCUCCCCCUGCUGGCCCGGGAACACCGAGCAGGACAGUUACAGUUGUUGGACCAAACUUCCAAAGCCCUGGCAGAGACAGUUCUGUGGCUGGACCUAGUCAACUAUUACCUGGCAGAAUUCGACCUUUGAUGGAACUAGUGAUGCCUCAAACUCCACCUUCCCCUACUAAGACGCCAUUACGCAGAACUAAGCGCAGUGACAGCACUGAUAGUAUCGGACCACUGUCUCCGAAUGAACAAACUUGCAUCCAGUUAAAGAAUCUCCCCCCGCAUCUAAAUAAGAAACAGGCUUUGGAAGCAUUCUUUAAGAAGUUUGGUAAAAUUCAGCGGACGUAUUGCAAGCCUGGGAACACAACGGCGAUUAUUCACUUUGCCCAGCAUAAAGCAGCAGCAAAUGCCAAGAAAGCAGUAAAGAAAUUCCACGCAAACGUCUCUGUGUUUUGGUAUCGAAAGAAGUCCAGUCCGGGCAAGACACCACUGCCUAAGAUAGAAAAUCGGGAGGAGGAAAGAAAAGAAAUGCAGAGUGAACAAGAGAGCAAUGUGCUUGCUUCCCCUGUGCGCAAGCCUAUUUUCCGUACAAUUAAGGGAUCUCCUCAAAAGAAAUCUCAGUUUGCGAAGACUCUUCAGUUUGAUGUUGAUAAUACAGAUGCCCCAACAACAUCUUCUGACUCUGCAAUUCCAUCUCUGCCACCUUCACUUUUGCUUCUUGUGGGAACUGUGGCAGAAACUCCUGAAGAAAAGUAUCGCCUGCUGGACCAGAGGGACAGAAUCUUGCGACAAGUUCGAGUGAAGAGGACAGAGCUUGAUCAAGCAAACGUGUUUGUAGGAACCUGUCAAGAUAUGUGCCCUGAAAAGGAAAGAUACAUGAGGGAGACGCGCAACCAGCUUAGCAUCUUUGAAAUUCUUCCAGGAUCUGACAAGAUUGACCACGCUACAGCCAUUAAAGAGUAUAGUCGUUCUUCAGCUGAUCAGGAGGAACCACUCCCCCAUGAACUCCGCCCUUUGCCUGUGCUGUGCAUGACAAUGGAUUAUCUGGUUACUUAUAUCAUGGAUAAUGGGGAGAACAAUUACAGAGAUUGGUAUGAUUUUGUUUGGAACCGAACACGAGGAAUUCGAAAGGACAUCACACAGCAGCACUUGUGCGACCCUGUGACUGUAUCUCUAAUGGAAAAGUGUAUGCGAUUUCACAUCCACUGUGCAUAUGAGCUAUGUGAAGAGCCUAUGUCAGCCUUUGAACCAAAGAUCAACAAUGAGAACUUAACAAAAUGUCUGCAGAGCUUGAAGGAGAUGUACCAAGACCUGCAUAAUCGUGGGGAGACUUGUCCUUGUGAGCCAGAGUUCAGGGGUUACAGUGUCCUCCUCAACCUAAACAAGGGAGAUAUUCUCAGAGAAGUGCAGCAGUUCCAGGAGUCUGUUCGUAACUCAGCGGAAGUGAAAUUUGCUCUACAGGUCUUCUCUGCAUUCAACAGCACAAACUAUGUGCGUUUCUUCAAACUGGUCCGCUCUUCAUCAUAUCUUAACAGCUGUAUAUUGCAUGGAUACUUUGGCCAGAUACGUCGAAGGGCUCUGCAGGUUAUGAAUAUUGCUUAUACAUUUAGUCCCCAGAGGCCCACCUUAUUUCCAUUAGAGGAAGUUGUACGUCUUCUGUUAUUCCAAGAUGCUGAUCAAGCUACUGGAUUCCUCACAGCUUAUGGCUUAAGUGUGUCAGAUGGCUUUGUAGAGAUAAACCGAUCGGCUUUUGCUGAGCCUGAGGCUCCCUUACUGCCAAAGAAGAGUCCAUUGAUCAGCCACAAAUGUAAUGUAUCUGUGGGACAAGUGGUAAAUGGAGCCACGCUACCAACAAUCCCUUUGCACACACCUGUGUGUAGCUUUGACGCACAGAACAGAUAUACAGGAUUUACCAACUCAACAGAAAUAGUAGUUAAAUCGGGACCAGAACCAACAGUUAUUAUAGAUAAACCAGAGGUCAAAGACUCGGUCCCUGAAGAUAGGCCUAUCAAACGUACGAUUGUGCUUCUAAAAGACGACCAGGAAUCCUCAUCCAUUCCUUGUCAAUCAGUCUUCCAGCCCAUAGUGCCACCUGAGGUCCCUCCAUCCCCACCCAAGCCAGCUUUUACUGAUGUGGAUGUUGCUGCCGUGCUGCUUGAUAUUGUGGAAGAGACAGUGAAAGAAUUUAGUGUGGAAAUCGGCCAGACAGGAGCUGCUUACAUUUCUGCUGCACUUGGAGAGUCAUCAUUGGUGGCUGACCGGCUUCUUGCAGAAGUAAUCUUGGAUUUGUCAAGCACUAUUACAAAAGAAGAGAUGAAAGCACAGACUGAGAGAGUGUUGGAGGAAAAACGAAGAAAGGCAGAGGAAGCCAGGCGAAUUCAUGAAAGGGAGCAGUUGCUUUCUGAGAUCAGUCAGUAUGAGUGUGACAGUCUGUUAAAAAUAGUGCUUCAGGAAAACAUCAAAAAAAUAUCAAGUGAAGAGCUGCAGAAAGCCAUACAAAAAGAUCACAAUGAACGCAUUAGCCGAUGCUCUCUACAUAUCAGUCAGCAGUUUGUGGAUCAGUUUGUGAAAGAAGAACUCGACCAAAUAGCCAAUGAAACGCUCUAUGAGAUGCAGCUCUGCCGGAAAUACUUCCAGAGGUGGCGGGAAGUUUUGGGUGCUCGGAAGAAACUAAGGCGUCAAAUGCGAGGAUUUCCAGCUGCUCCUGGUUUAAUGGGCUAUAGUGGUACACUGAAGGCAUUGAUUCCCAGUGCUAUGCAAAAUUUCCAAACUCAGCCCAAAGGGAUUGUGAAUUUGGGGAAUGCAGGGAAACUGUUUGUUUCUUUCAUUAGCCCACAGCAGCGCACAGAACAGAUUCUACACACAAUGAAAGUCCAGCAUUUCUUUCAAGAGCUGCUUUGUGAUGCUGCAUGGACGCCGCUGGAGCUGCCAUCUUUGAUUGCAAACAGCCUGCCUUCAUGGAAAAACUGCAUAUUCUGGAAAGUAGUUCUGGCUCUGCCAGAAACAAGUCAGCCUGAUGAUCUUAACAGUGUUCUGUCUAAGUGGUUGCAGGCAAAGUUCUGCUGGGCAGGAAUUCAGCCGGCAGAUGCCCAGAAGCAGCAACUUCAAACACUAGCACUCUACAACUCAUUAGUGUCACAGGAAGGAUUCCCCGUGUCUUUAAAUGUUUGUGUAAAGGCAGUACAUGGACCUCUUGCAGACUCUGAGCUAGACAAAGCUGAAAGUCAGAAUGAGUUAUGGGGAACCAACAGCCUUGUUUUUCUCUUGCCUUUUACAUAUGAAAAAACUGAAGAGUACUGGAUUUCGGCAAUCUUGCAACUAAAGCAGCUCCUGAAUUGUAAGCCCUUUUGGCCAGCACCAAGCCUUGCUGUGCUGGUGCCAGGAUCUUCAAAUGAAGAGAAAAAUAUAGAGGAAGAACUUGGCCUCCAGGACCUAGUGUCAUGUGAACUCAUCUCAGAUUACAUAGUUCUGUCGAUACCAGAAACUGUGACUAACAUGAAAGGAACUGAAGUGGUAACUUCUGCUGUACAGUUCUUGCUUUCCCAUUGUCCCCGCUCUCCGCAGCUACAUGCACUUCCAUUCCGACAGUAUAUAGAGGAUGGCGUAUAUCAUGCAUUCAGCGAUCCUUUCUACUAUGACAUGUCAAACCGUAGAAAGUUUGGCCUUCCCUCUCAGGACCCUGCAGCGAUCAUUGAUUUAUAUAACGGCGCCAUUGCCUAUCUGGCAAAGGUAGUCUCAUCAAGCCGACUUGUGGAAUUGUCCUGGCCUUUGACCGAGUUCACAUCUUCAAGGGGAAGCUUUGUCAUGCCACCUAUGGACUGGAACAGCCUAGAACACCUUUCUUGGCUAAAGAAAGCUGUACUUUCCUUUCAAAUUCCAGAAAUGGACAAGCCUCCAGAGGGAGCUCCCUGGCAACCUGUGUGUUCCAUGAUUAAGGGUUAUGUAUCUCAGAUCUCCAAAUCUUCAGAGGCUUUGCCUGUGUUGAACUCUGAAGUACAGAUGCUUCUUGGAGGUGUUUGGGACCAUUGUCUGGAAAAUGGUGAAAGUGAAGGGUCAGACUCUGAGCUAUUUGUACAUGAAAUCCCUUGGGAUGACUUAAUUGCUCUUUGCAUCAAUCACAAGUUGAGAGACUGGAAUCCUCCUUUUAAUGAACAUGUUAAAGGUUCCCUGGAGGACCUUUAUGUUUAUUUCUUUGAAAAGGAUUUGGAAAAUUUCAAAUUGCCAGAAUCAUGGCUGAAGGCUUGUCACACUACAGAUAAAGAUUUACUGAUGCCCAGUGAUAGUUCAUCAUGCAGAAGGAAACGUAAACUGCAGCCAUCUCAAACAGCACAGUCUUUUCUUACCCGUGAAGAAAAUACUCAAAAAGAUGUUAAAAACUUGAUGUCUCUUCAUUCGCAUCUCAGUCAGUUUCUGCUGGAGGAGGAGAAUGAAAGUUCUUCAAGCAAAAAGAGGAGUGUGUUGGUGCCAUCUCAGCCUUUGGAGUCUUCCUUUGUGGCACAUAUGGAAAAUGCACAGACGGAUUUAGACCGCCUCAAGUCUCUUCAGUCACAACUGAACCAGGCCUUGUUGGCAGAGAAACAGGAAUCUGAAAAAUUCAAUGAAAAGCUACAACACCUGCUUGAAGAAGAACCUCUAGAUGUAUCCCUUAGCCUUCCUUUGUAUCUUCCCAACACAUCUUUACAAGGGGCUCUAGAAAAUGCUACAGUAGUUCGUUCUCAGCAUAAGCCUUCAACAGACGGGACCCUGCAUUCCAAUUCCCAAUCAGCUUCCUUGAUGAGUGAUGUACAUUCUCACUCAUCUCUUAGAGAUCUCAUGAACAGCUUGCACACAAGCAUAAGAAGGUAUAAAGAUGAAGAUAUUGCUUUCGAUUUGCACAUGAGCAACCUGCUUGAUGUGGCAGAGAUGAGCAGCUCUCCAAAUGAAACCAACAUGUAGAGACAGUUGAUCAACCAAUGUUUCGUCUUUUUUUUUUUUUUAUGAAAGAGUUCAACUUUUAUUUCUGUAAAUAUCCUGUGUCAUUUGUUAAAUGUAAAAGCUUUGUUUUCAUAUAGUAAAUACAUAGAGAAAACCAGCAAUAGUUUAAAACCAUGGCUGUCAAAGAUAAUUAUUUUGUUAUUUCAUUUCUUGUGUCCGAAUUAAAAUGUAAAUUGCU